This is a messenger RNA of Chrysemys picta bellii (western painted turtle), 1350 nucleotides long. Lineage: Eukaryota; Metazoa; Chordata; Testudines; Emydidae. The record is from RefSeq and is a predicted model, not a curated record.
CCCGCAUAGGUGGGGCACGUGGGGCCCACCCUCGCCAGGCCUCAGGAGGGGCCUCCUCUGUAGGAGGAGCUGCAGGGUCAGGCUGCCCCCGGACCGAGCUGCCCCGUGUCUCCGGGGGGCUGAGGGGAGGCUGUCCCCGGACCGAGCUGCCCCGUGUCUCCGGGGGGCUGAGGGGAGGCUGCGCCCAUAGACUGAAUUGUCCACGGCCUCAGGCACUGGGAGGCUGACCCCAGGUUGCAGUGAAGUGGAGGUUUCCCCCGUUCACAAACAUUCCGGAUAUUCAUCAUUUCGGAGGAUUUCAGCACAGAGAUUAUUGGACUUUGCCAUAUCUGACCAGGAUGAAUUCAUCAUUGGUUGCUUAUGAUGAUUCAGAUUCUGACACAGAGACUGGAAAGGCUGAAAAUCUCAGUCUUUCUAGCAGAGAAACCAGACUUGCAAGUUCUGCUAUAAAUCCUAUUCAGUAUUUUGCACCCGGUGCAUUAGGCACAAAAUCUACAUACAAAAUGCAGACUGUUGAGAAUACUGCCAGUACUGGCGCAAGCAUUAUUUGUGAAGGUGCUCCUGCAUAUAAGGUACAGGCUAAUAACCGGGAUUUGGCAGCUGUUUAUCCCUGGAAAGAAUAUUCUAACCAGGCUGAAACGCUUUCUGGAAAUGGAAGUUUCUCUCAGAAGAGAGUACAUCAGGACAAGAUUGUUACCAUAAAGGGAAUUAGACCAUAUAUCCCUAAAAGACUUCGACAAGAAAAAACUUCUAAAGUGUAUGGAAAAAAAGAAUCCGAAGAACAGAGAGAGAGUUGUGCAAUACCAGGAGAGCAAAUUUCCACAGAGGUUUCUGAAUUUAUUAAGCCAUAUUUAGGGUCUAAGAACAAAUCAACUGAAAUCCCAAGGAACUUGGUGUUUCAAAUGUCUAAACACAGUGGUCCAGUUAAUAAAGUCCAGUGGUGUCCUGUACAAGGAUGGAGCCAUAUGCUUCUUUCCACUUCCAUGGAUAAAACUUUCAAGGUAAUGUACUUACAUGGUGGAAUGGUUUGUAUUACGUAUCACUCACUUUAAAUAGUAAAACAGAUGGGAAUGGUUAUUACUUUCUGAAAGCUUCACUCAGCCUUUUUAGUCUGCCUGUAUUUGAUAAUUGAUCCCAUGUGUGUAGUACCUAUUAAUACCUUGAUCAGAUCCUUUGCAGGACGAGAGCCUCUUGUAGGCCCCUUCUCAGCACAUAGUCCCAUUUUUCCAGUGGGUAAUUAAGGAUUGCAGGUAGGCUUACCAUAUGUCCGUUUUUUCCCAGACAUGUCCGGCUUUUUGAUAAUCAAACCCCCAUCCGGGGGGAAUUUCCAAAAAGCCGAACAUGUCUGGG